Chara braunii is the source of this 1249-nucleotide messenger RNA. The record is from the annotation of a GenBank genome assembly. Lineage: Eukaryota; Viridiplantae; Streptophyta; Charophyceae; Charales; Characeae.
CACUCAGCUCCGCUUCUCCUCGUCUUACCAUCCUCAGACUAAUGGUCAGACCGAGAUCACGAACAGGACUCUCAGGGAUAUUCUCUGAAAGAUUGUUCGUGACGACCAGCAGUGGGACCUCCAUCUUGCCCACGCGGAGAUAGCCUACAACCACGCCGUCUUGCUAGCCACGGGGAUGUCGCCUUACUAUUGUGACCUCGGUUAUCACCCUCGUGUUCCUGCGGACUUCCUUCGACAGUCACAAAUGCACCCCGACACGAACUGUCCCGCACUGGAUGAUUGGGUUGCACACAUGACGUCGAUCAUGAAGACCGCACAUGAGCACAUAGCCGCUUCCCAGACUCGCAUGGCAGCACAUGCGAACCAAUCGAGGAUGGACCACCCAUUCAAAGUUGGUGAUAACGUGCUUAUCGACGCCCGCCACUUACAACUCGAAGCGGACACGCUUCGCAAGUUUAGGCGUCGCUUCUUUGGCCCAUGCCGCAUCCUCCAGGCCGUCGGUUCUGAUACGGCAUUUAGCCCGGUCAGCUUCCGUGUGAAGCUGCCCGACUACCUACACCAAGCUCGUGUGCACGAUGUCUACCAUGUCUCGUUACUGCGUCCUUACCGCAGACCGUCUGAGCGUUUCACUGGACGACCAUACGAGCGCCCUCCACCCAUCACGGUGGAUGGCCACGAGGAGUUCCUCGUUUCAGACAUCAUUGGUCGCCGAGUCACCGACGACAACCCUCCCCACGUCGAGUAUCUCGUACGUUGGAAAGGUUACCCUAAUGAGGAGGCUACCUGGGAGCCCCUCGAGCACUUGCAGCAUGCUCGCAUGUUGGUGCGUGCCUAUGACCGUGCUCGUCGUGCUGGGUUCACUGCUCCUCCUCAGCCCACUGACCCUCUUCCUUCUCCCCCGGCUGAGGAGAUCGCUGAAGUCGAGCCUGCUCCAUCUGAGGCAGACCUUCAGCAGCAGUCGGAUGCUUCUGAGCGUCCACAGCGCACUCGUCGUCGUCCUGCUCGAUACGACGUUACAACUCUUCCUCGACGACAUUCCGGACUUCUCAUCGUGAACGUCAUCGGCAGCUUCAUGGACUUUAUCACGAUCAGCUCUGCCUACUUUAGACGUCGCCACUCUCUUACCACUCUACCCUGUACAGUACCCUGCUUCUGCCGCAUGAUGGUCUCCCUUUAGCCGGGUUCCUCUGAGUUGGGCUCUCCCUUGGUAUACGCAUAAUUAUCGGGACCGUAGCGAUGCCCUGGCUUC